Molecule: messenger RNA, 1050 nt
Organism: Vanderwaltozyma polyspora DSM 70294
Lineage: Eukaryota; Fungi; Ascomycota; Saccharomycetes; Saccharomycetales; Saccharomycetaceae
Gene: HMT1
Product: protein-arginine omega-N methyltransferase HMT1
Exons: 1
Coding region: 1-1050 (349 amino acids)
Biological process (GO): peptidyl-arginine methylation
Cellular component (GO): nucleus
Molecular function (GO): protein-arginine N-methyltransferase activity
Source: RefSeq, a predicted model, not a curated record
AUGAGCAAUAAGACUACUGUCACUGAGUCUGCUACUGAUAAGCAGACACUAAGUCAAACUGAACAACAUUAUUUCAAUUCUUAUGAUCACUAUGGUAUUCAUGAGGAAAUGUUGCAAGACACAGUCCGUACAUUAUCUUAUAGAAACGCUAUAAUGCAAAACAAAGACCUGUUUAAGGAUAAAAUUGUUUUGGAUGUUGGUUGUGGUACUGGUAUUUUGUCUAUGUUUGCUGCCAAGAACGGUGCCAAACAUGUUAUUGGUGUUGAUAUGUCUUCUAUCAUCGAAAUGGCCAACAAGUUGGUCAAAUUGAAUGGAUUCGAAGAUAAGAUUACAUUAUUGCGUGGUAAAUUAGAAGAUAUCGAAUUACCAUUUCCAAAAGUCGAUAUUAUUAUAUCUGAAUGGAUGGGUUAUUUCUUAUUAUACGAGUCCAUGAUGGAUACUGUUUUAUAUGCAAGAGAUAAAUAUUUGGUCGAAGGUGGGUUGAUCUUCCCAGACAAAUGUUCGAUCCAUAUUGCAGGUUUGGAAGAUUCUCAAUAUAAAUCCGAAAAGAUAAAUUAUUGGGAAGAUGUCUAUGGGUUUGAUUACACACCAUUUAUUCCAUUGAUCAUGAGGGAACCAAUCGUUGAUAUAGUUGAAAACGUCAACGUUAAUACCACACGUAGUCAAUUGAUCGAAUUUGAUUUAAACACUGUUAAACUAUCUGAUUUGGAUUUCAAAGCUAGUUUCACAAUUCAAGCCAAGAGAGAAGAUUGGAUUAAUGGGUUAAUCUCGUGGUUUGAUAUCGAAUUCCCAUCACCAGAAGGUAAGAAACCAAUUACAUUCUCCACAGGACCUCAUGCACCAUACACACACUGGAAACAAACCGUGUUUUACUUGAAGGAUGAUUUGGAAUGUGAAAAGGGUGAUAUUUUGGAAGGUCAUUUGACAUGUUCACCAAACAAAAUGAAUAACAGAGACUUGGAUAUCUAUCUUGACUACGAAUUCAUUGCUAAAGGUGUCGAUAGUGAACGUAGAUCAAAGAAAAAUAAAAAUCAAUACAUUAUGCAUUGA